CCGCCUCUCCGGCAGUUGCCAUGACAACGGAGAAACGAUCCCGGCGCAUUCCCUGUUGUCUCGCCCGCGGUUCCCAGGCAACAGCUACACAAAACCAGGAAAACAUCCGGAAAGGACCCUCGGUCGUCCUCCUGGACCGAACGUGGAAUAACUGCAGGACCUGUUUACUCAUCAGGAUUCCUGGACGAUAUACUGGCAAAUAAAAAAACAAACAAACAAAAAACAUGACGACUUCUUCCUUUCCUGUGUUAGAUAACACCGACCCACGUCUAAAGCUGAAGGUGGAGAACAGAAUAAGAAACAUUUUUGUCACACAACCGGAAGACUCCAGGCACAGAAAGGAGGAAAAUGUCAACUACAUACCUGUUGUGACAGAGUCUCCAGGCAGACUCCUUGAGGCAGGAGUGAACACUUUGCAAAAGACCCUGGUUCUGAAGAAACAGGCUGAGUUGGAGGAGGUGGACCGGCAACUUGCACACAAACGGCAAGAGUUUAAGAAAGGUGUGGAAACUCUAGCUGUGAGAAGGUCUGAACUGGAAAUGAAACAGCAGCAGACUAAAGAGAGGGCGAUCAAGUUUGAGAAGUUUGUGGCUGAAAAUGAAGUGAAGCGACGCAGAGCACUGAAGAAGUAUGAGGCUGCACGGGAGCUGAACAUCGCGAAACAGAGAGAGAUAGAAGAUCUGACAGAACAGUUGAAGCAACUUCGAGCCAGACAGCAAGUUUUAAAGGAAAGAAUGGCAAAAUACAAAAUCUAUGAGGACUACCUGAUGGAAACACUACAUUAUUUCCCAAGCACUCACCUUGAUAAUGAGUCUGAAUCUCUGGUCAUGCCCAUCAUACGGCGCCACGAGACCCUGUCCAACACCCACCGGGAGCUGCUGCAGCGUCUGGGCCAUCUGGAGAAGGAGGUGGAGCAUGGCCAGAGACAGCUGCACAUCAUGAAGCAGGAGCACAGUAUUAAAACACUGAUGGCCAACAAGGAACUGUCUGAACUCCAGAGUGAGUUGGAAACCCUCAAAGAGAAGAACAAGCAGGCAGAGAUGAACCUGAUGCUGGAGCAAGGCCUGUCCAGAGAGAAGGUUGAAGACUUGGGCUGUUUGCUUAUGGCCAUAAACAACCUUGCAGAGCAGUGUUACCUAGCAGCAUACGGACCUCUGGAAAACAUGAAUGUACUGACAAAGAUGGACAUGGUGAAGGAAUACAUCCUGGACAAGGCAGACACAGAGAGAAGAGCGAGGAGACUGAUGGAGUCGGGGUCUGCACUGACGAGCAGAGCAGCUCUAACAGACAAAAAAGAAAGAGGGUCAAUGAAAAGCAUCAGCAGUAAAACACAAAUCAAAAGUCCCAGUAAAGUCAGUAAAAAGAGUGGGACAACGAGUUGAUGUAGAACUUUUACAAUGAAUCAUGUUCUUCCAGAUACAGUAAUCUAAUAAUGAAGUUUGUUGAGUGUGUAAGUUUAUUUUUGACCUUGGAAGCAGUAGCAUGACAAAAAAAACAUAACGAUGAAGAAUGUGAGAUGCAGUUGAAAACUCUGGAAAAACAAGAGUGGCUUGACACCUACAUUUUUUGAGUUGGUGUGACAGAGUUUCACUGUUCAAAACUCUUAAUGCAAUAUGCUACGCACCAAAUUUUGCACUAAAAUUUUGUACUGAUUUUGAGAAGAAGGUUAUUAAGUGUAUUUGGGCAUCAGAACUUUGUAAAUGUGUAUCUCUAGAAUCACUGUUGCAUUUCAAAAUCAAAUUGUUACAAUCAAUAAUGCUGUCAGACAGGAAGUAAUAGUCAUCAACAUGGCAUAUGCAAUGUUAUGUAUGCAAAUUGCAAAUUCUUUGUGAUAAUCUGCAUUUUAUCUAUUAUAUACAGUAAAUAUAAUUCAUGCAGCAAACAGAAUCUGAUUUGUUUGUUUUAAAUCCUGCAUAUCAUACAGAACCAAAUGUUGCAGCCACAUACGUUUUCUUUCUUUGUAUCAAUUUAUCACAAAGUUAUUGUUGUGCAAAAGACACCAGACUUUAGCAGCAAAGCAGAUUCUUGGUUCUGGCCUGCUCCGUGUUGACAAGGACAUACAGGUUUUCCUACCAGUGCAGACAGUGAUCACCAAUUAUGUUGCAAUGCAGUUAAAGUAGCAAAACAUGUUCAGACACACUUUUUAGGGGUUUAUUUUGUCAGGAAUUUGUGCUCCUAAGGAUUGAGUAAUAAUCUGGGUUGUCAGGCUGUGAGUACUUACUGUACUUAAUGCUUGUACUUUACAUGAGUAUUUCCAUUUUUAUGCAACUUUAUACUUCUACUUUACCAUAGCUUAGAAGGAAAUGUUGAACAUAUAUAGUCGCUAUGGUUGUUUGUUACUUUGGAGAUUCAAAACAUAAACAAAUAAAUAUGAUGUAUUAUUAAAUAUUACAUUGUUCAGAUCUACCCACCUCAGUCAGAUACAUUACAAUGCAGUACUUUUACCCUGAUAC
This is a messenger RNA of Epinephelus fuscoguttatus (brown-marbled grouper), 2453 nucleotides long. RefSeq names its product coiled-coil domain-containing protein 42 homolog (gene ccdc197). The coding region runs from base 225 to 1382 and encodes 385 amino acids. The transcript is spliced from 9 exons. The record is from RefSeq and is a predicted model, not a curated record. Lineage: Eukaryota; Metazoa; Chordata; Actinopteri; Perciformes; Serranidae.